CUGUCCACUACUACGGUAACAGCUGCACAUGAUUCAAUCGCCGUCGGCGCCCACAGUUCGUCGCCGUCAUCAAUGUUAGACCUCGAGCCGUUAGGCGGACAUCUCUCUUUGCCUAGCCAUUACUUCCUGUCGAGAAACCCCGCUUAGCCUUCUACCAUUAUCAACGAAUACGCCCUUCAAUUCCUACUCCCGCCAACGCGAACCCACUUGCCUACCUAACACACAAGCCGACGUCCUACAAAAAAUAUUACAAUGGGCUGAGACAAACGACCACCAGCGAUACCUCUCUGGUUGAGUGGCAUGGCCAGCACAGGAAAGUCGACAAUUGAGCACACAGUCGCGCGUGACUACUUCGAGCAGGGACAGCUCGCAGCCAGCUUCUUCUCAAAAGGCAGCGAAGAUAUCGGUAAUAUUAGUAAGUUUGUCUCUACUAUUGCUGCGCAGCUGGGGAUAUAUAUUGCGCCAGUCUAGUAGUAUAUUCGUGACUUUCUUACAGAGCGUAGCCUCGUUACAAGCCAGUCCUUCGCAGAUCAAUGGCAAUAGCUCAUGCUCGGACCGCUUUUGAAGCUUGAUGGCAGUGAUAUAUACCUA
Hyaloscypha bicolor E is the source of this 591-nucleotide messenger RNA. RefSeq lists its product as uncharacterized. Bases 301 to 471 code for a protein of 56 amino acids. The transcript has 2 exons. Lineage: Eukaryota; Fungi; Ascomycota; Leotiomycetes; Helotiales; Hyaloscyphaceae. The record is from RefSeq and is a predicted model, not a curated record.